CUCUGUUUUGCCUUUGCUUUUGCUUGCUUCGCUUGCUCGCUUCCUGGCUUUUAUUGUCACGCGCACCUCCCCAACCCAAAACCCUAGCCGCCGCCGCCGCUGCUUGCUGAGGACAUGUCUCCACUGCUCGCGGACGCAAAAGUUGUGUGAUACGCGUGGUACAAACCUUCUUCAGCACGUGCUGCUCUCUCCGCCGAGCCGGCAUGGAGGAGAGGCCAUAGAUCGCCGGGGCUCGCCUCCGCCGCCGCCGGACGCGGCGGCGGAGAAGGAUGAGGGCUCCCAGGGUCUGCAGCUCCCGGAGGACAUCCGCUGGGAGCGGCUCGACAAGGCGCGCUUCUUCGUCCUGGGCGCCGGGCUCUUCUCCGCCGUCUCGGCCGCGCUCUACCCCGCCGUCGUCCUCAAGACGCGCCUCCAGGUCGCCCCAGUGGCGUCAGCGGGUGCGGCAGCGCUCCCUCCCUCCGCCAUCGCCGCGGCCGCCGCCAUUAUGCGCCGGGAGGGCCCCCUCGCCUUCUACCGCGGCUUCGCCACCUCCCUCGCCGGCACCGUCCCGGCGCGCGCGCUCUACAUGGGCGCGCUCGAGGCCACGCGCUCCGCCGUCGGUCCGGUCGCGCUCAACCUCGGCGCACCAGAGCCCGCUGCGUCGGCGGCUGCCGGCGCCGCCGCGGGCCUUGCCGCCGCGGUUGCCGCGCAGGUCGUGUGGACACCCGUCGACGUGAUCAGCCAGCGCCUCAUGGUUCAGGGCAACCCCUGCCCCGCCUCCCGCUACCGUGGCGGCGUCGACGCCUUCCGCAAGAUUGUUGGUUCCGACGGCCUGCGCGGCCUGUACCGUGGCUUCGGCAUGUCCAUCCUAACAUACGCCCCCUCCAAUGCCGUGUGGUGGGCAACUUACUCACUGUCACAAAAGAUAAUUUGGAGUGGGAUUGGCUGCUACUUGUGUGAGUAUGGUGUUGGUGUUCAAGAAAUUGAUCUUGGCGAUGGGGAUUCUUCACUGCAGCCAGGUUGCAAGACCAUUAUGGUAGUGCAGGGAGUGAGUGCUGCAAUGGCUGGCGGCGCGUCAGCGCUUGUGACCAUGCCACUGGACACCAUCAAGACCAGGAUGCAGGUCAUGGAUGGGGAAGGUGAACCAAUUACCGUGGGGAGGACGGUGCGGAGGCUCAUCAAGGAAGGUGGGUGGGCUGCUUGUUACAGGGGGCUUGGCCCGAGGUGGGCAUCUAUGUCAUUGUCCGCCACCACCAUGAUCACCACCUAUGAGUUCCUCAAGCGGCUCUCAGACAAGGGCCAAGAGAGCGGCCUUGCAUGACGUUCGAUGACAAGUAUAGACAGCAGUAAUCAGGUGCUUUUGCUUUGUUUCUUUAGUUCAUUUCCAACACUCGAUAUGUUAUGUGUUGAAAAUAACGGUGAUCAAACGUUUGUACAUAUCUUCGUUUGUUCCUCUAAUCAAGUUUCCAAAUCAAUGCAAUUCACUUUGCUUAUACAUUA
Messenger RNA from Setaria italica (foxtail millet), 1479 nucleotides. RefSeq names its product mitochondrial substrate carrier family protein J-like. NCBI's taxonomy places the organism in Eukaryota, Viridiplantae, Streptophyta, Magnoliopsida, Poales, Poaceae. The record is from RefSeq and is a predicted model, not a curated record. Gene Ontology annotation, biological process: transmembrane transport.